Gastrolobium bilobum is the source of this 1073-nucleotide messenger RNA. RefSeq names its product plant UBX domain-containing protein 1. Gene Ontology annotation, biological process: protein-containing complex disassembly. The record is from RefSeq and is a predicted model, not a curated record. The coding region runs from base 63 to 833 and encodes 256 amino acids. Gene Ontology annotation, molecular function: ATPase binding. The transcript is spliced from 7 exons. NCBI's taxonomy places the organism in Eukaryota, Viridiplantae, Streptophyta, Magnoliopsida, Fabales, Fabaceae.
AAGAAAAGAAAAAGUGGGUUUCAUAUCUCUCCUCACUUCACUGUAUUGCGUAUUCUCUUCUGAUGAUCUUAGGUGGUUCCUCCCCACUAACUUCGAAGAGGAGAAGAGUCACCAACAUUUAUUCCAUGGACACCAACACUGAAGCUGCUAAGGCCAAGCUUGCAGCUAUCAAAGAAAGAUUUGGACGAGAGAUCCAUGUUUUUGAAACAUCAACACUUUGUCCAUCUUCAAAUGAUGCAUCAUCCAACGGAGACGAGACUGAUGACUUCUAUGAGUUUACUGCUGAAGAUUAUUACCGAAUUUUGGCUACUAAAAAGGAAGAUAAAUUCUUGAAGACUCGAAAAAUCCGGGAAGCAGAAGAGGCAUCACGUAGGUCCAGAAUAACCAAGGCUGUAAUUAGAGUUCGCUUCCCUGAUAAUCACACAUUGGAGGCUACCUUCCACCCAUCAGAAACAAUGCAGAGUUUAAUUGAUCUCAUGACUAAAGUGAUUGCACAGCCAGAACAACCAUUUUAUAUAUAUACUACUCCGCCCAAGAAGUUGAUCAGUGACAUGUCUCAGGAUUUUUAUAGGGCUGGCUUUUGUCCUGGUGCCAUCGUGUACUUCUCAUACAAUGUUUCAAAAGGUGAUAGCACCGUGGUUGACCGUGUUGGUCCUUACCUAUGCGAAGAGAUCUUGUCUUUGAAGGGUUUGGAUGUUGCUAGUGAUCAAGGCCAGCAAUCUGAGCCUGCUCAGUCUGCACCAGAGCCUGUUGAGGCAACACAACCCCCUUCUGUCGAAGAGCGUAAACCUGCUGAGAAAAAGUUGGUUAAACCAAAGUGGCUAAAAAUGUGAUAUCACUUUCCUAGAGGGAUGUGGUCAUUGUUGCAAAGGAGCUUCACUUGUGCUCUAUAUAUAUACGUAUAAAUGGGUCAUUGAGGUUACCCAUGUGGCUAUAUUAGAGUUACAUCUUAAUUAUCAUGCUAAGUUCACAAGAAUACAGCAUAGUUGCUUUUGCUUUUCCUUUUUUUACUUUAUUUUUCAUAAAGUUGUAGAUAAUGUUUGAAAACGUUGGAUAAAUUUCUUUUGGUGAAU